AUAAAAAUUAAUCGGGAUCGACAUUCAAUCUUACGAAACAGAAUCGCAUGAAAGUCACAAUUGCUGUAAGCUGAAGAUUUAUCCACAUUUACUCUAGUUUGUAGAUAUCUAACUAUAUUUUGGAAGUGGAAACAUGUCGAAGAUAUAUAACAGAGUUCCGCUAAUAUCAAAAAUUGUUUUGACAAACACUUUGAAGAAGUUUUUGAGGCGGGGAAUACAGGCAUGUUUCUGCAGCACCACAUCUCAGUCAUCUGACACAACAGAGGGCGAAACGGUCACUCACCGGUUUUCCAUAUCUAAUACGAAUCCAGGGUUCUUAGAAGGAAAGUUUAUGGCCACGGAAAAGUUUGGGAAACUUCGUAUAGAUGUUCCGUUUGAUAUUUUUAUUGAACCUCUGAAUCCAGAUAAGUACCCCGAAAUGAACAAGAUGUUUGUGAAGAUUCUGUAUGACAUGCAGCCUGAAGAGACAGUGGAUUCAUCAGUCCUUGUGGCCCUUAGAGAGUGUUAUGACUUUGAUAUGAACAUUCAAGAUAAGACGGAAUUUACUGCGACAGGAAACUUUAAAUCGAAGGUGGAAUAUCCUGUAAAAUGUGUAGUGCAGCUUCCAAUGAAGUUUGAUCUUGAUAUCACAGCCAGAGGAUAUAAAACCCACAUUCAGAAUAUGGAAAGUCAGACCAUUAAUCUUCAAGUGAAUUCCACCAGAAAGAUGCAGGGGGAGACAACUUGUACUUUGAAGAGCAUUAAGUGUGGAAGAAUUGAGGUGGAUGGCAAUGAUUGUGAUGUCACAGUGGAAAAACUUCUACAGGGGAACUCCAGGAUUACAGUAACAGGAAAUGGGAACAUUACCACAGAUAGGUUACAGGGUGUGGACAUUGAGUGUCAGACAGACAAAGGGGACAUCUCCUCCACCUCAGUGUAUGGCCAAAACAACAGUUUCCAUAGCAACACAGGCAACAUCAAGCUUAGCAACUGUCAUGGGAAAACAGAGGUCAAGGUCAAAUUUGGAGAUCUUAAAAUAGACAGUUUAGAAGGAGACUUGAUUGGUUCCCUAGAGGAAGGAAACACAGAUUUGUAUGUCACUAAGCCAGAGAAUGUCUCCAUGACUACACAGAAAGGGGACAUAAAACUGAAGGUUCAAGGAGACGUCAGUGCUUCUGUUGACCUACAGGGGUCGCAUAUUGAAUAUGACAGAACCCUCCCAUUCAAGGAUCUAAAGUUCACUGAGGAUGACCCCACGUCUCUGCAAGGUACUCUUGGCGAGGUGGCCACCGGCAGAAUCUCCGCAAGCACUGCAUCAGGAAAUAUUUCUGUGGAAGCCUUUGAUUGGUUGAAAUCACUGAACUUAAGCGAUAAAGAGUAAACAUGAAUGAAGUC
Molecule: messenger RNA, 1374 nt
Organism: Magallana angulata
Lineage: Eukaryota; Metazoa; Mollusca; Bivalvia; Ostreida; Ostreidae
Product: protein FAM185A-like
Exons: 7
Coding region: 134-1360 (408 amino acids)
Source: RefSeq, a predicted model, not a curated record